AUGGACUCACCGAGAACGUCCCAAGCCGACGACAAAAGUGCUCCCAUCAGUGAAGCAGAGAGAAAGAAGCUCCGUAAUCGGCUCUCUCAGCGGGCCUUUCGCCGAAGGCAAGCGGAAUGCAUCAGAGAGCUGCGUAACCGCGUCAAUGCCGAUCAAAGGCCUGAUAGCGAGCGGGUGGAGGCGCUGCAGAAGGAGAAUAAAAUUCUGAGACAGCAAUUGAUCGAUGUUCAGGCUAAGAUGUCAAAAGUCUUGGCUUCCGUUCAGCUACUAAGUGACUCUGUUACUAAGACGCUGGACGACACCAAGGACGGCAGCCAUUCACCGGAAGAAGCGGAUCUGGAAGGACAUGUGUUAGACCAGAAGAGGGACCAACAUGCGUCAAUUUCUUCAGUGAGUUCGUUGGAUCUGGACUCGUUUGAUCCAUCUAUACUUGAUUUCAAUGUGCCUUUUGCUUCAGCAGACGCUGCACAAUCAGCACCAGAGCCAGCAAAUGGUCUUACUUCGGAGCUCGUCAACGUCACAGGAACGAAUCCUUUAUACUCUCAGAUACCCAACAUAUGGAGCCACGAGUACCAGAUGGGCCUAGAGCCUUAUAUCACGGCCAUCAACGCAACGGAAGAAACAAAUCUUGUACUAGGCAAAGAUUAUGCAUUCACAAACUCUCCCUUUUCGGAUCAUAUACAGUUGCUUCAGAAAAUGUUGAAAUCUAAGCUCAACACUCUUGGUUUUGUUCCGGAGAGUCAUCAUCCGAUGCAAAGCGUUUACCAGCCAGUGUUGAUGGUUCUCUCCAUGUUCAAUAGCAUGACCCGUCCAGACGUGAUGGCCUGGUAUGCCAAGACACGUUUCUACCAUAUUAUCGAGCUCACCGCCUGGCAACUCUAUCCUUCGGCAGCAACGUACAACAAGCUCCAUCCUCGAUAUAGGCCUACCAAAGCACAGCUGGAAAACCCUCACCCCGGCAUUAUCGAUUGGAUACCAUUCCCUUCUAUACGAGAUCGGCUGAUUCAGCUACACUCAGCCAAUCCGCACAUUGACCAGAUUUUCUGCGAUGCGGUGACAGGCUACGUGGUAGAGGCGCUCAUGUCAGACCUAAUAUUGGGUGCCCCGCCAAUAACAGUCUACGUUCGUGUCACGGAUCUCAUCAACACAAUGUCUCGCUCUUCUGGGGACGAGUCUGUGUCUGCCCUUCUGCCAGCUCCGGAUAUCUCAACCCUGUUUUCUUCACCGGCAUACGCAAGAGCAGCGUUCAACAAACUGAAUAUGGACAAGGGAGCAGGAUAUUACAAGAUUGACCCCGCUUUCUUCGAAAAGUAUCCGGAGCUGUGGGAUCAAGCGGGAGACCUGACAGCGUCUGGGAUGCCUCUUAAGCCAAAGUAUCAAAAGAUACUUACGUACCCGAAACCUCUUGACCCAUCUACAGUGGAGACUUAUAGAAGCUUCAUCGACUUUUCUCUCGAUGCAUCUAGUACGAUUUCUAUGGGUCCCGCGGUAUGA
Messenger RNA from Fusarium pseudograminearum CS3096, 1494 nucleotides. RefSeq lists its product as uncharacterized. Bases 1 to 1494 code for a protein of 497 amino acids. The transcript is spliced from 4 exons. The record is from RefSeq and is a predicted model, not a curated record. NCBI's taxonomy places the organism in Eukaryota, Fungi, Ascomycota, Sordariomycetes, Hypocreales, Nectriaceae. Gene Ontology annotation, biological process: regulation of DNA-templated transcription. Gene Ontology annotation, molecular function: DNA-binding transcription factor activity.